AGGAGCUCCAGGGAGCAACAAAGCCGGGUUUCAUUCACUUCUUUACUUUCUUAAACUCACAACUUUCAAAUCACUUCUUCAAUCCCAUAUACCCCUACUUCAACGGUCAUUGUCACAUUUUCUGCGAAGCACUGAUCUGCCUAUUGAAAAAUGCCUCGAACUGCUAUCUUCGUCAUCGACAUCCAGAACCAACUGGCCGUUGAUUCAACCUCUCGCGUCCCUCAAGCGGAUCGCGUCAUCAAAGCCUCUGAAGAGAUUCUACAGACAGCUCGGUCCAUCACCGACUCCAAUGGAAACAGCAGCAGUCCACUUAUUGUUUUCAUUCAGCACGAAGAGUCUCCGAAUGAUGGAGCUCUGGUAAAGGGGACUGAGCCCUGGGGGCUCGUCUUUCAUCCUCGCGCGCACGCAGAGGGUGAAAUUUUGGUAGCGAAGAAGACAGGUGACACAUUCAAAUCCAACCGCGACCUCGCGCAGAGGCUGCGCAACGCCAACGUCACCGAAAUCGUCGCGUUCGGCCUGCAGAGCGAUGCCUGCGUUGAAGCAACAUGUACCGGCGCGCUGGCAGCAGGUUUCCACGUAACGGUACUGGCAGGCGCACAUUCUACCUACGAUGCCGAUGGAAAGACCGCCCAGGAAAUCGAGCGUGAAGUCGAACUUCGCCUCUCGACACGCGGCGCUCGUGUUGUCCGGUGGGAGAAGGCGAUCGCGAAAUGGGUGGAGAAGCAACAGGUUGUCUGAUUCGCUUCUUUUGUUUUCGAUUUAUUUCAUCAUUGUACAUGUUAGAUUUGCCAGGAACUUUGCCUGAA
Aspergillus welwitschiae is the source of this 806-nucleotide messenger RNA. Its product is annotated as cysteine hydrolase family protein. The transcript has 2 exons. The record is from RefSeq and is a predicted model, not a curated record. Lineage: Eukaryota; Fungi; Ascomycota; Eurotiomycetes; Eurotiales; Aspergillaceae. Bases 151 to 738 code for a protein of 195 amino acids.